GAAUAUACUAUUCUCCCCUUUGCCACCCGCGGCGAUUGUGACUUAUUCGAUUUCACCAUCAACACCGGCCAACUCCCUCAGAUCGACGUUGCUUUCCAACCUGGAGACCCCCCAGAUGCCAUAAUCAGUUUAUCAUACAUAUCUGAGGAAGUAAUAGGUAGAAGAUGGUGAAGCUUACUAUGAUAGCGCGUGUUACGGAUGGGCUUCCACUUGCUGAAGGCCUGGACGAUGGCCGUGAAGUCAAAGAUGUUGAAUUGUACAAACAGCAAGUCAAGGCCUUGUUCAAGAAUCUUGCCAACCGCCCGAAUGAGCCUUCGAGGAUGUCGGUUGAGACUGGCCCUUAUGUAUUCCAUUAUAUUAUCGAGGGACGAGUAUGUUACCUUACUAUGUGCGACCGUGCAUAUCCGAAGAAACUCGCCUAUCAAUAUCUUGAAGACUUGAAAAAUGAAUUCGAGCGGGUCAAUGGGCCUCAAAUCGAAACUGCUGCAAGACCUUAUGCGUUUAUCAAGUUUGAUACUUUUAUCCAGAGAACAAAGAAACUGUACCAAGACACACAUACACAGAGGAACAUUGCCAAGUUGAAUGAUGAACUGUAUGAAGUCCACCAGAUUAUGACUCGUAAUGUGCAGGAAGUUCUUGGGGUUGGUGAAAAGCUUGACCAGGUGAGUGAAAUGUCCAGCCGACUAACAUCAGAAUCUCGAAUAUAUGCUGACAAGGCUAGAGAUUUGAACCGACAGGCGUUGAUUCGGAAAUGGGCUCCAGUUGCAAUCGUGUUUGGAGUCGUUUUCCUCCUCUUUUGGGUCAAAACCAAGAUCUGGUGAUCCUGCACUCCAGAUAUUGUUUGCACAGACAUGUUGGGUUUCUCGGCAUUGCUAUCGGUUCGCUUAUGUUCAUGUGGCGAUUUUUCCAACUUGAGAGACAGAUAGAGAGAAUGGAAAUGGAGACAUGUAACCACCCAAGGAAGGAAUUUCUGGUUUAAGUAGUUGCCUCACCAAUUACCCCAUAGGAACAGUGUAAAAGAGAGACCCUUGUUGAACAGGCUUAAAAGGGUACACAACGUCCUGAGCUUAAUUAGUUUUAUGCACUAGUGAUAGUGAUGCAUUGUUGGUUCAUAUUUCUACAGUUACAAGGUUACAGGCAUCGACUAGGUGCAGUAAUCUGGGAGGAUUCAUUGUCUGUCCGAGUCGUCCUCCCCCUUCUGUAUGUGCUCAUCAGAACUUCUCAUGUGCUGUCUGCAUAGCUUUCGUCACAGUUUGCUCGCCAGACCCAUAAACCGGUCUUCUAAACCAAAAUGAGUUUGAUGAUCGGAUUUACAUGUUCAGGAAAGAAAUUUGAGACCUGGGCAAAGAAAAGCUGCAAUGGCAAUUCUGGGAUCAAUGAACAUCACUUGUAAGGUGCAAACAAGGUUGUAGAGUUUUGGCCUGCGAAACCAAAUGAAUUGGAUAAUGCCACUUUAAUCUCCAGCCUCUCCUUUCUCGUCCCAACCAGCACAUCCUUUUCCUAAAGCCAUCACAAUAAAAUCAAGUAGCUCCACAAUAAUGGUUUCUUCCAAAGCAAUGAAUCAGUGUCUGGUAUUCUGUUAGUCUCCUGUUCGAGUCAAUGAUGCAUUGACCAUUCACAUAGUUCACAUCCUCUCUUACCAUGCCAGACUGAGCCAAUGCCCUCUCUAUGCAGAUUGCAGUUCCAGUUCCUGUUUUAUUGUUUCAGCCAGAGUCAAAUAAGAUCAUUAAGGAGUUCUAAAGACUAAGCUCUGAGCUGAAUGGUUUGUUUGUUUGUUUGUUAUUUACCAUCUG
This is a messenger RNA of Linum tenue, 1793 nucleotides long. NCBI's taxonomy places the organism in Eukaryota, Viridiplantae, Streptophyta, Magnoliopsida, Malpighiales, Linaceae. The record is from the annotation of a GenBank genome assembly.